Messenger RNA from Octopus sinensis (East Asian common octopus), 1326 nucleotides. RefSeq names its product ankyrin-1-like. The record is from RefSeq and is a predicted model, not a curated record. The transcript is spliced from 9 exons. The coding region runs from base 1 to 1326 and encodes 441 amino acids. NCBI's taxonomy places the organism in Eukaryota, Metazoa, Mollusca, Cephalopoda, Octopoda, Octopodidae. Gene Ontology annotation, molecular function: protein binding.
AUGUCUGAAUCCGAUGUAAGUGCGAGGGAUAAAGAUGGUAACACGCCCUUACAUCUAGCCUGUGCUCAGGGACACACGGACAUGGUGAAGCAGCUAUUGCACUCUAACGCUGAUACAGAUGCGGUGAAUAAAGAUGGUAAGACACCGCUAUAUCUGGCUAAUAGUAACGGAGACAUAGAUGUGGUGAAGCAGCUCCUACUAUACAAACUGAACUGGAGUCAAUGUCGUUUUAUUGAGCCUAAUGUAAAUGUACUGAAUAAUGAUGAUAACACACCGCUACACCUCGCUUGUCCUGAUGGACACACAGACAUACUGAAACAGCUAUUACUGUUUGAACUUGAUGUGAAUGUGGUGAAUAAAGAUGGUAACCACCCGCUGCAUCUGGCCUGUGGUCAUGGACACACAAACAUGGCUAAGCACCUACUGUUCUCUAAGUCUGAUGUUAAUGUGGAAGAUAAAGACGGCAACACGCCUCUACAUCUGCACAAUCCCACCAUGGGUUGUUAUACAGUGAGAUAUAUUGAAUAUCUUAGACAGAAAUCUAUAUUUAAGAGGAAAAGCGGUCCCCAACAUAUAUGUAUAUCUCUAAUAAAAUGUACAGACACAGAAUUCUAUAUUUACCAUUUCAGGCUUCGAAUGUCUGAAUCCGAUGUAAGUGCGAGGGAUAAAGAUGGUAACACGCCCUUACAUCUAGCCUGUGCUCAGGGACACACGGACAUGGUGAAGCAGCUAUUGCACUCUAACGCUGAUACAGAUGCGGUGAAUAAAGAUGGUAAGACACCGCUAUAUCUGGCUAAUAGUAACGGAGACAUAGAUGUGGUGAAGCAGCUCCUACUAUACAAACUGAACUGGAGUCAAUGUCGUUUUAUUGAGCCUAAUGUAAAUGUACUGAAUAAUGAUGAUAACACACCGCUACACCUCGCUUGUCCUGAUGGACACACAGACAUACUGAAACAGCUAUUACUGUUUGAACUUGAUGUGAAUGUGGUGAAUAAAGAUGGUAACCACCCGCUGCAUCUGGCCUGUGGUCAUGGACACACAAACAUGGCUAAGCACCUACUGUUCUCUAAGUCUGAUGUUAAUGUGGAAGAUAAAGACGGCAACACGCCUCUACAUCUGCACAAUCCCACCAUGGGUUGUUGUGAGUUCCAAGUUAAUACCAUAGAUUCAUCUCUGGUGUCCAAGUACCAGCAGCUCAAAGAACAAUCACAUGUACAGUAUUUAUGGAGUUACGUUGAAACAUGGUGCUUGAAUGUAGCAAUACCACUUGUAAAGAAUGUGGAGUACAACUUCAGCAGUGAUCAGCCAUUAACUCCUAUAGUCUGA